Messenger RNA from Brienomyrus brachyistius, 2777 nucleotides. RefSeq names its product TBC1 domain family, member 19 (gene tbc1d19). The transcript has 21 exons. Lineage: Eukaryota; Metazoa; Chordata; Actinopteri; Osteoglossiformes; Mormyridae. The record is from RefSeq and is a predicted model, not a curated record. The coding region runs from base 101 to 1675 and encodes 524 amino acids.
CCACGCAGUUGCUUAGUUACCGCGAAUGGAGCGGAAGUCAAAUGGACUGCUGAAAUAAGAUUGUUCCCCGGAAUAAAAUAACAUUAAUUGAAAGUACGUGAUGGAUGAUGAAGUGGGGGUGGACAUAAUUGCUCACGUUGUCCAGCGACUAAAGGGCAAUCAUUUACAUUCUCACCUGGAAAAACAGGCCAAAGAAUGUUUACACAGACCAGAGAUUAAACGCGAGUGUCUCAAAGAUGACGUACGGAGUUUUCUAAAGGAAACUGGAUGGGAGAGAAAGCUGCAGAAUGCAGUCUAUCGGGAGUUGCACACUUUGCCCCCUCCCAGCCAUACUGUUUCCCCUCCUGAACACACAAAGGAGCCUUUGUCUUACAUGCGCAAAGCCCAGGCAUGCUGGGAAAAGAGGAUACUGAAAAGCUUAAACAGCAUGUGCACAGAGCUUGGGGUCCCAUUAGCUCGCAAGAGGCCAGUUCGUGAGCAGAAGGAGCUGGUCCACAAGUGGACUGAGAUGGGAACCAAUGAGCCAGACCUGAGCAAUUUCCGGCCUGUUUAUGCCCCUAAGGACUUCUUAGAGAUGCUGAUCAGUUUGCGAAACGCCAACCAUGACAGCAGUGAUGAGGCCAGUUGCAAAUCUCAUUGGGGCCUGAUUCAAGUGCCCCUUAAUGUCAAGAAUAUCCUUGAGAUGAGAAAAGUCUUUGUAGAACUAGGUCUGGGAACAAGUCAGCUUGGCAUCGAUGACAACAUCCAUAUCACACCAGAUCUUUUUGAAAAUGAGCAUGUUCGCUUGGGGAAGCGAGUGGUGAGCGAGCAGGACAGCGCAGCUGCACAGCAAUACAGUCGACAGGGUUGUCCCACUGGCCUCCGAGCUACCCUUUGGGCUCUCAUUCUCAACUGUGGCAAUGACCUUGAGGAUGUCAUGCGUUAUGAGCAGUUGAAAUCUGGAGUCAUCCAUCAUGAUUUGCUUGUUGACAGCUUGAUCUACAAGGAUGUGAAACUCACAGCCAGUAAUGAUGACUACUACUUUGUGUUUGAGGAUUACCUGUACCAGAUCUUGCUGUGUUUUUCACGGGAUACAACAGUUCUGGAGCAUUUCAUCUACAACAGUGCCACACCUCCCAAGUCCUCCAUCCAGGACAAGCAGGGAACUGAGGAAUAUGCUCUGGUUUACCCACCCAAUGGUGUCAUUCCCUUUCAUGGCUUCUCUAUGUAUGUGGCCCCCCUCUGCUUCCUGUACAAUGAACCUUCCCAGCUAUACAUAAUCUUCAGGGAGAUGUAUGUGCGCUACUUCUUCAGGCUGCACUCCAUCUCCUCCUCUCCCUCAGGCAUUGUGUCACUGUGUCUCCAGUUUGAGAAGCUACUGCAAAUCCACCUGCCCCAGCUUUUCUAUCACCUGCGUGAGAUGGGAGCUCAGCCGUUACGUAUUGCUUUCAAGUGGAUGGUCCGUGCAUUUUCAGGUUACCUUGCCACUGACCAGCUCCUCCUGCUCUGGGACCGGAUACUGGGGUAUGAUUCAUUGGAGAUAGUUGCUGUGCUAGCUGCGGCAGUGUUUGCCUUCCGGGCUGAGAACCUGAUGGAGGUGACGUCAUUGGCUGCGGCUGAGGCAGUCCUUGCCGACCUUUCAACUUUGAAGGUCAUGCCCCUACUCCAAAUCUUUUUGUUCGCCGCAGUCAUUUGAGGAUCACAGAAAGCUUGUGACUGCCAACCAACCAGUGCAGGUGAUUGGCUCCAGUGCUAUCAUCGAGUAUGAAAUAUAAUUUACUCUGUAUUUCUCUUUAUGUAUAAUAUUUAUAUUCAUGUUAUAAUAAAGUAUAUGUAUGUGGUAUUUUGUACAAAAGAUGUAUAUGUAUAUUAUUGUAUACAUAAGUAUAUUAUUGUGAUUUAUUGUGAAAUAUUGAAAUAGGACACUGGAAAUAUUGGCAGCAAGUGUGGCACCAGAGUGGAAACUGUAGCAGAAUGGCCAUGUGGCUGUGCAGCUGGACUUUUACUGUUGGAGGGGCAUAGAUUUAGCCCAGCACUUUAUUGGGGCCUCUGAAUAUGAACAAUUAAUACAUAAUUGGUAAAUUCUACCGUGGGUGAUCUGUAUUACCUCAUAUUGAUUUUUGUAACCCUAGCAGGGGGCACAGGAUGUCAAGCUGUGCCCUUGCUCAUACAUGUCAAAUUCUGAGAGAGUUGUCAUUACUCAGACCAUGCAUUUGUGUGAGGCCCCUGAGAAUGAAGGCCAAAAACAAUCACUACGCUGGGAGGUGGGUGAGGCACCCCUACUCAUUUCACCCCUACCUGCCCUCAGACCUGCCCACCAUUUGUUUUGUAAAUGCUCUCUGUACUGAAGCUCAUGAUGAAUAUUAAGUGCUAUAGAUUUGUUCCUGAGAGGAUCAGUUUGUAGGUUUUUGCUUGUUUUUACCGAAUGCUUUUCUGAUUUGGAAGCAUUAAAAUCACAAACAUGUUACUUACUGUUACAUGCUGAAAGACAUGAAAAGAAUGAAUUGGAGCAGACACUGAGACAGCAGUGGUACUGCCUUCUCUACCCCCUUUCCCAGGUUCAGAUGCUUUUCCAUUCACAGUAAUGUGAUUCUUGGUACAGUACCUGUUUCUGUGCUAAUUAACAUGCAUUUAAUUGUUGUGGAAACUCUGCAUGAGUCUAGUGGAUAAUCAUUUCUAUUAUUUAUACAAUGAGCUCAAUCUGCUGUAAGGCCUCUGAACUCUGGUAUUAGUAUAAUUGUCAUAUUGUAUAUAUGUAUCUUCCAGGCCACAGUUGUAAAUAAGAAACAUGUUCUUAA